UGCUUUUAUUCUGAAGAAAGGAUGUGUGUUUCCGGUGUGCAACGCAUCCUGUUCGGUUAAACUCGCCCCCCUCCGCGCUGCCCAGCAUUCGGGGGCGAAGCAGGAGCGGACCGAGCGGCGUUUUCUCCGAUCCACCAGCCCCCACGCCCCACAAUGCGGUGGUGAACUGGCGGAGGUGGCGAGCCUGGGACCUCGGGACACCCGACCUCGCCCCCCCCCCCCACCACCCACCCCUCUCUCCCUUGUCCCUGAUCCACGAUGUCGAACCGUAAGCACCGGGACAGCCAGGAGAUCUGCGCACGCAAGGUCCGGGAUCUGGCCCAGUCCGGAGUAAACAAACACUGCUUCGAGUGCAACCAGCCCGGGGUGACGUACACGGACGUGACGGUGGGCGCCUUCGUGUGCACGUCGUGCUCCGGAAUAUUGAGAGGCCUCAACCCUCCCCACAGGGUCAAGUCCAUCUCCAUGACGACCUUCUCCCAACAGGAAGUGGAGUUCCUCCAAAACCACGGCAACGAGGUCUGCAGGAGGACGUGGCUGUGCGCGUUUGACCCCAAGACGGACGGCGGCGACGUGAAGGACUCGCAGAAGUUCAAAGAGUUCCUGCAGGACAAAUACGAGAAGAAGAAAUGGCAUUUUUCCAAAAGCAAGAACCGAAGAGAUGCGGGACCUUGGAGCCCGGGCGUCCAGGGCGUCCUCGUUCACAACGUGGCCACCAGGACGCCGGUGAGCCGUUCACUCCGCGCAAUAGCGAACCGCCGGCGCGAUUUUCACACCUUUCCGUCGCCGCAGUCCCAGGCGGCGCAGUGGGACCGAGGCGCGCCCAACGCGUCGGCGGGCGAGGUGGCCGCGCGGCCCUCGCGCUCCCAGAGUUUCCGGGAUGCCCCGGCCAAAGACCAAAACGCCUGCGGCAUUGAGAGACAGCGUCCAAGCUCGCUGUCUUGUGCUCCCCGUCCUUCCUUCCCCGCCCUCCCCCGGCCUUCAGCUAGUAGCUCUUUCAAAAAACACUUCACCUUAGGUCGCGCCGCGCCCACCUCGGGCUCCUCGGGGCCCUUCAGAGCCUUCCCCAAAUCCCUCAGCUUGGAUUUAGGGGCGCUGAAGCAGCAGCAGCAGACCGCCGCCAACGCCCCGGACAGGUACGCCGCGGUGUCCCACCUGGACAGCGUCUUCUCCGAAACAGCGCCCCCUGCCGGACCCCCGCAGUACAGCACCAUGUUUGGCAGCCGUCUGUCUUCCGGCUCCACCCCCGCCUGCUCUCCCGCCGCGGAGACCGUGUCCGCCUCGCAAACAUUUGCAAAUUUCCCCAACCCAUUCAGCUCCGCUUCCCAGCAGCCCGCUGCGCUCUCCCCGAGUAAUCCUUUCAGCAGCUCCCCAGGAGGCGACGGCGGCGCGUUUGUCACCUCGCCCGCGUCGGUGUUCCCGCCGCCAAGCUCGCUCCGCCAAGAGGCCGCCGGCAACCAGGAAGCCAACGGCUUCACCACCAUCCCAACGUGCGACUCGCAGCCCAAAGUCCCCCGACCGAUGUCGGUCAACCCUUUUACAGGGAACGUUUACCCCAGUCGAGGCACGUCACGGAACCCUUUCAUUUGACGACACCCCCCCCCCCCUCGCCGUCAAUCUCGGAGGUGGGGGGUGAUGAACUUUAGGAGUCGCCGCCGUCGCCAUUUCAAUGCCUCUGGAGUAUUUUCAACCUCUCGUUCCUUCUCUUAUUUAUGUCUGUGUUUACUUGUGUGUGCGUGUUUUGGGGGGUGGGGGGAGGAAGGGGGGGGGGGCUGAAUGUAAUUAUGACCUCCUCUUGCAAGGUCUAUUUUAAAGCCUCUAGCAUUUUAUUCUUUGAUUUUGUUUGCAGAUAUGUACAAAGUGCGGCUACUUUGCUUCCAUCAUCCUGAGAAACACGAUGCUAACGUUAUGUCAGCAUUUCCGCUUUUUAAACCUAUUUGCCCCCCCCCCCCC
Molecule: messenger RNA, 1953 nt
Organism: Syngnathoides biaculeatus (alligator pipefish)
Lineage: Eukaryota; Metazoa; Chordata; Actinopteri; Syngnathiformes; Syngnathidae
Gene: agfg2
Product: ArfGAP with FG repeats 2
Exons: 13
Coding region: 259-1590 (443 amino acids)
Molecular function (GO): GTPase activator activity
Source: RefSeq, a predicted model, not a curated record